Molecule: messenger RNA, 4992 nt
Organism: Tigriopus californicus
Lineage: Eukaryota; Metazoa; Arthropoda; Copepoda; Harpacticoida; Harpacticidae
Gene: Rich
Product: guanine nucleotide exchange factor subunit Rich-like
Exons: 17
Coding region: 351-4796 (1481 amino acids)
Biological process (GO): intracellular protein transport; retrograde transport, endosome to Golgi
Cellular component (GO): cytosol; Ric1-Rgp1 guanyl-nucleotide exchange factor complex; Golgi membrane
Source: RefSeq, a predicted model, not a curated record
UUUCCAUACAUCAACUAAGUCUGUUGGCGUGUUGUAUGAGCCGAUCAUCUCGACAUCCAAUCCACCUUUCGCUAGCUCCCUGUCUCAUUGGGUCUCUGACUGACUGUCUGGCUCACUUAUUUGAAGGGCCUUCCGUGUGUGUGUGUGUGUGUGUGUGUGUCGCUCCUACAUCCAGUCGUCCCAAGUUCCAAGCCCCUCUUUCUUACUCUCAACCCCUGCCUACCUACCUACCUACCUGCCCGCCUGCCCGCCUGCUUUGAGCCGUAGAAUAAACGAUGACAACGAAACGAUACAAACCGCAAGCCGGCUAGUUGGUAAGGCCCUCUCCAGCCCCACCCCCACCCGCCAUCAUGUAUUAUCCGAUUGGUUGGCCCAAGCUCUUGAAAUUGUCACCCCCGCCUCCACCCGAUGAUGGGGCCCAAUCGAAUACCCCAUCUGAUGUGGAGGAACCCUCCACCUCCGGUGCCACUUCCGAUGGAUCCGAUGGAUCCGAGGGUCAAGUGCGGCAAGUGCUGUGCAAUCGAGACAAGAUCCUGACGGCCAUUCUUUUAUCGGAUGCGCUUCACAUUUGGUAUGUGAAGCCUUGUGUGCCCAUCAUCAGCCAUUUCCGUUCGUCCGAGUCGUUGGUCGAGUUAGGCCAGAACAAGAUCACGCAGUGGCGACCGGAUUCUUCCAUGAUCGCCGUGGCUACCACCCUCGGCCAUCUGAUCAUCUAUCAUAUUGUGGUGCCCACGGAUGUCAAGACCCUGUACGAACAGGUUGAUCCUCAGGGUCCGUUGGCCCGGCAAAGUGAUGAGCUAUUCAUGAAGGAGCUCAUUCCGCCUUUGAUUUUUUCGUUGGCCUUUGAGGUGGUCAUCGAGGAAGGCAUCACGGACAUUGUAGCCAUUCGCGACGAGCUCAUGAUUGCCACCCAAUCCGGCAAGAUCUUGCGCUACUCUUGGGAAGGCGAGGAGAUCCGAGAUUAUUCGCUUGACUUAAAACGCAUCCCCUUCUGCGUGGACCAACAGGUCAUGAAGGCCGUGCCUUUAUCGGAAAAGGGUGCCUACGUCACCCAUAUAAGUUAUUCACCUCUUCUCGGUGGAUUCGCUAUCAUUCUCAUGAAUGGUAAAGCCGCCUUUCUCGUGGCCUCCACGAGCGCCUUUGACCCCAAUUCGGUCACCGGAAUUUGGGCACCGCAAGUUGAAGAUGCCACUUGCUCAGCAUUGAAUCAUAAAUAUAAACUCAUCGCGUUUGGGCGUCAAAACUCGCAAGCCAUUGUGUAUUCUCCGGAUGAGAUGACUGGCGGUCUUUGCGUAUCCCAUGAGCUGAUUUUGCGAACUCGCGAUUAUCCCGGAAGUCCUGGACCAGUGACGUGUCUUCGUUGGACUCCGGAUGGAACUGUGAUUGCUAUGACAUGGAAAUUCGGCGGAUUCGCCCUUUGGUCCACCUUUGGGGCCAUGAUCAUGUGCUCAUUGUGUUGGGAUUACGGUCCCAGCGUCACAGACCCAGUUCUUCAAAACCCCUUGUGCUUAUCAUCCGUCGACUGGUCAGCCGAAGGGUAUCAGUUGUGGAUGGUCAACCAAGUACAAAGUGACUCCCGAGACUCGUCCGAUUCCCAACCUUUAUUUGAAGGCAACGACAAAGAACCUCACACUUCACACAAUGUGAUCGGCAAUCGAGUUCUCAUUUUGCCCUUCGUCAAAUCCCCCAUGUCGGUCAACCCUGGCAUGAGCAAACAAGAGCACAUCUACUUACAAGGCGAAGAUCGUUUGUACUUAAAUCUGGGUCGCACCCACGAGUUCAGCAAUUUAAACGCCGGAGUCCAAGCGAUUGGAAAUAGUCUCUGCACUGGUGGGAAAUAUUGGACCAUCAUCUCGAUUCCUUAUGCUUACAUGGGGAGCAGUUGGCCCAUACGAUUUACGGCUUUGGACGAUGAUUGCACCUCGUUGGCCAUCGCUGGGAGAACGGGAUUUGCGCAUUAUUCCGUGAUUCAACGUAAGUGGCGGCUCUUUGGGAACGAGACCCAAGAAAAAGACUUCAUUGUGACGGGCGGGCUCUUAUGGUGGGACGAAUUCGUGAUCGUUGGUUGUUACAAUCUGAAUGCGCUGCAAGAUGAGGUUCGAGCGUAUCCCAAAAACCAGAAGCUGGACAACCAAUUCGCUACCAUCAUGAAGAUGGAUUCCCAAGUUCUCCUGCUGAACACGCUGGAUGACUUGCUCAUCGUGUUUUGUGCGGACAACUUUGUCAAGAUAUAUACCUUGCAAUUGGUGGAGUCAACCUUCACAUGUCAGCAAAUCGCUUCAUUGGACGCCAAUGGUGUUCCCGGUCUCACUUUCCAUCCAGCUUGUGUCACUUUGAUUGCUCUGACGAAGUUGAGGUCGGAGAACACGCGAACGAGCACGCGAGAUUCCUUGGGACGAGGAGAAUCGCCUCAAUCGAUCAGUGCCCGUGAUCUGAUCAAACCACCAAAGGAAUUGGAACACACCAGUGUGAUACUGAACAUUUGCGGUCGGGUGAUUAUGAUUCAGUCCGACUACCUCAACAACUCAAGUGCCACCUUGGACGGAAACUCGCCCAGCCUGCCCACAGUAUUGGCCUCGAAUUGUGAGACCAUUUGGUUCCCUCGGCUCACCAAUUUGAAGAAGCCUCAUUUGACCGGGUCUCUUUGGUUAUAUUGUGGUUCGUUAGGAAUGAAAGUGUGGCUUCCAGUGUUUCCUAGAGAUGGCCGACAGGGCCAUAAUUUCAUGUCCCGAAGGAUCAUGCUCCACUUUCCCAUGUAUAAAUUGUACCCCUUGGCCAUUUUGUUUGAAGAUGCCAUCAUUCUUGGGGCAGAAGGCGAUUCUUUGAUGAUCCACGCAAAGAAGAUGAUGUCUUCGUCCGUGCCGUAUUCUACUUUAGAGAGAACUAGCUUGCUGUUCCUUCACCACAUCUUAAGGCAAUUAAUCAAGAGGAAUCUAGGAUACCACGCCUGGGAGAUUGCUCGAACAUGCAUGAACCUGCCCUACUUCCAGCACAGUCUUGAGCUUCUUUUGCACGAAGUUUUGGAGGAAGAGGCUACUUCCACUGAACCAAUUCCCGACGCUCUUUUGCCUUCCAUCGUUGAGUUUAUCCAAGAGUUUCCAGUGUUCCACAGGACUGUCGGUCGAUGUGCUCGAAAAACGGAGGUAGCGCUUUGGCCUCAUUUGUUUGCUGUAGUGGGAAGCCCCAAGUCUUUGUUCACCGAGUGCCUCGAAAUGAAAGAUUUGGAAACAGCGACGACCUACCUCCUGAUCUUGCAAAACCUGGAAGUUCCUGUGAUAGCCCAACAUCAUGCCCGUUUACUUUUGGACUCAUGUUUAGAAGCGUCCAAUUGGGAGCUCGCAAAAGAAAUCGUCAGAUUCCUCCAAACGAUAGAUCCCAGUGAUUUAGAAGAUUCGAGCAACGCAACUCGCCAUAAAUACCACAUGGGAUUGCACGGUCAAGGGCUACCAGUUAAGAAGUCUGCUCCGGAAGAGGAAAUUUCUCUACUUUUAGGCACGUUGCAGGUGCCAAGAGGUCGUCCCAACGCGUCUGUGACAAAUCCCAAAUCCCUCUCGCGAUCAGAGUCCGUUUCAGUGCCUGAUCCCAAGAAGGAAUUACGGCGGAGGAAGUCCUCGUCGUCUGCUUUCAAAGAGCUUAACGGAUCCGUCCAAGAUAAUGACUUUCAUAUAACCCCUGUUCUCCAUCAUCACGCCCAUCGACUGUUCGCCUCGAAUCGACUUCACGACUUGGCUUCAUUCGCUGCUCAUUUGAGCUUCCCUUUGGUGGCUUGGCUGAAAGAGGAGAGCUUGAAACCCCGAGGAACGCCUGUUGAUUACGUGCAAGCUCUGAAGCAGAUUCACCAUGAUUUCACAUGGCCUCUGCCCAUUCUGCUUCAAAAUGUGAUGAAAUCUAUGAAAAGAAGCAUUUCUGUAGGCGUGCCUGUCUCCCAGCAAUUCCCAGGCCAACCUUUGUCAUUAGAUAGCUCUGUGAUUCGCUCCCAUCCCGAAAUAGUGGAGGAAAAUGGGACCUCAUCGUAUGUGUCGACUGCCGAUUCCGGUUUCGAUUCAGUUGGACCUAUCAACGGUCACAACGGGAAGGAAGACGAGAACGGAUCCUUGGACAUUUCAAAUGGAUCCUCUUCCGAAACGUCGUACAAAAAUCGUGAUAAAAACGCUUUGAACGGUUUACAUUCCGUCCCAUCGUCUUCAACCACGGAAUCGGAAAUAGUUUCUUUAUCCGAAGCUUAUGCCGAAAAGGGCUCCGAAAAAUCCGAAGUCCAGCUGAGGUAUCUAUUGCAAAUUAUGAUGGAAGCCAGCUGCUUUGACAUGGCUGCCCUGUUAUCCUUGGUCCUGAAGGACGUGAUGGCGCUGAUACGUAUCAUCAACUCCAUUCGCACUUCAAAGAUCAGCAAAAUUUGGACAAAGACCAUCCUAGACCUGAUGAGAGAUAUCAAAGCUUGGUCCACCAAAGAAUGUUACGGAUAUCUGCCUUUCUUUCGGACCAUUCAACCGCAGAUCCAGACCCUCCAGAUCUAUUUGGAUCCCACCUUUGUUCCCACCAACAGUCCUCCGAAAGUCGAUUCUGGAUCAAGUUUGAUUCAAAGCCAAGUGCUAUCGAGCCUGAGAAAAUCUUCGGGGGAUCACAUGUCGGCCAAUGCCCUCAUCAAUCCCAAUUACGAUGUAUCUGAUCGCCAAGCCCAAAGUGUUGAUGAUUUAUCCCGGAUUGGCGAAGUUGAAAAUGGGCCUGCUUGGAAACAUGGCGCCGCUCUGGAAAGUGAUGUCAAUGCAAAUCCGGACGGAAACUGCUCCAUCUCUUAACGCCGUCGGCCCGUGAUACUAAUGGCAAUUAAACCAACCAAGCGAGAGAAAUCCUAAUCUAUAUAUUUGUUAUCGUUGACCGUCAUCCACUUUUACACACAUUUUUUACACGUCGUUUUGGAAUUACAUUCACUUGAAUUAAUGCAAGCAACAAAAACGUAUUCAAAUAAAUGUUCGGUUAUCUCAUAGCAUAAAA